Messenger RNA from Rotaria sp. Silwood1, 1542 nucleotides. NCBI's taxonomy places the organism in Eukaryota, Metazoa, Rotifera, Eurotatoria, Philodinida, Philodinidae. The record is from the annotation of a GenBank genome assembly.
AUGUCAACAUCUCAACCAACCUCCGAAUUAGUUGAAGAACAAAAAACUUGUGGUCAUAUGCCUCAGUUGGAUAUCAAAUUAAAUUUACAAUUAUUAAGAGAGCAAGAAAAGAUGGCUCUACAAUCUAUUAAGAACUUAACUGAAGAAGAAAUGAUUCAUAUUGAUCAAUGGUUAUCUGUAUUACAUAAAACAUACGAAGAUUGGGAAUAUCCAUCAUCGCAUCGUGUAUUUCAAGCAGUUACAUAUUUUAAUGAUGAACAAAAAUUAUGGUAUGAACAGAUAAAAUCUGAAAUUAAUAAUGAUUGGUCAUGCUUUUGCGAUCGUUUAAAACAACAUAUUCAAGAUCGUCAGAAGGUUCAAAUUCAUUCUUCACCAAUGAAUUAUCCAUUAUCUGAUACUAAUGAAAUAACAUCGAUGGAAAAUCUUAUUGACACAAAAUUUAUUAAAUAUUCUGGUAUAGGUGAUGCCAAGGUUUGGCUAUUACAAACAAUGAAUCAAUUUAAACAAUAUGGAUUACGUCGUCUUGAACAAUUUCAAUCUAUACCAUUUUUAUUAAUUGAUGAAGCGUAUUUGUGGUACGUAGAACAUAUUGAUUUAAUCACCAAUUUUGAAUCGUUUAGUAAAUUAUUUCUUCAACAAUAUUCAUUUACAUUACCACCAGCACCAAAUAAUAUUCUUACUGAUGUGGAUAUACCGUCAAAUUUAAUUUCUAGCUCUUCAUCUACAUCACAUUUACAACGAACAAUUGCCGAUGAAAUUAUUAAAAAACCAACAUAUUUUCGUGGUUCAAAAGAUGACGUUCAUGACUGGUUAGAAAAAUUAGAACAACGUUUUCAAAUGGCAAAAUGGAAUAAUGAACAAAAAUUACAAUAUAUUUCAAUCCAUUUACAAGAUGAUGCAUAUCGAUGGUGGACACAAACAUCUACGACGAUUAAAUCAUGGUCAUUAUUUACUGAAGCUGUUACAAAGGCUUUUGGAUCAACAAAGGUACAAGAAUUAGCUUUUGAACAACUAAAAUGGUACAAACAAACGGUUAAUCAAUCUAUUACACAAUAUUAUGAUAAAAUCAUUGAAUUAUGUAAGAAAGUUGAUCUUGUUAUGCCUGAUUCAUUAAAAUUAAAAUAUUUGAUGGCUGGUAUAAAAGAAUCAUUAAAAAUACAUGUUGCAUUACAGGAUCCAAAAACACCAGAUGCAUUUUUAUCGAUUGCUAGAAAAGUUGAAGAUACAUUAACAUUAACAAGUACAAACAAUGAAGUGCAACAAAAUAACAUUAAUAUCAAUGCUGCUACAUUUCAAAAACCAUCAACACGACCAAAUAUUUCACAGAAAUCUAUUAAUAAAACUCGCCAUAAUACUUCUCAACAUUUACAAUCACAAUCAUAUCGGAAACAUCAUCAACAUUAUGCACAAAAUUCGAACCAACAGAUUCGGAAUUAUGAUCCUGCCAGAUAUCCACAAUAUGCAUCGCAAUCAAAUAAUUGUUAUAAAUGUGGUACUCCUGGACACUAUGCUCGGGAUUGUACCCGUACCCAUUUCGGGUAA